Molecule: messenger RNA, 1401 nt
Organism: Clonostachys solani
Lineage: Eukaryota; Fungi; Ascomycota; Sordariomycetes; Hypocreales; Bionectriaceae
Source: the annotation of a GenBank genome assembly
AUGGAUAUCACGGGUUAUGCAUACAUUGUUGGCGGAGGAAGCGGCAUAGGCAAGGAUACUGCCCUGGCAUUUGCUAAGGAGGGCGCCGCCGGAGUUGCCAUUUCCGAUAUCAAUCUGGACGCGGCAAAUGAGGCCAUGAAAGAGGCAAAAGCCGUUGCCACAAAUCCUAACUUUCGCGAGCUCUCCCUCCAUGUUGACGUUACAAAUGAGGAUUCCGUUGAUGUAGGCACUCGCCAAGUAGUGGAUCUGUUUGGCCGCAUCGACUAUUGUCUUAUCUCGGCAGGAAUUGGAAUCCCUGGGGCAAAAUGCACGAGUGAGGUCGAUGCAGGCUUAUUCAAGCGGAUCAUGGAUGUCAAUGUGACAGGAUCCUUCCUCGUCACCAAGUCUGUGGGCAAUGUCAUGAAGUCCCAGACACCCACACCCACUAGUAUUGUCAAGAAGGAGCGUGCCGUGACGCGAGGCACCAUUGUACACAUGGGAUCUUCAGCAUCCUACACUGCGGGCCCUGGAAGAUGCCCCUACGUGGUAUCCAAGCAUGCUGUUCUUGGCCUAAGUAGAGUUGCGGCCAUCGAUUUGGUUAAGUAUGGGGUUAGAGUGAACUGCUUGUGCCCUGGAUGGGUGGAAACACCUCUCAUCGAGGAUAAGAAGGUUGGGUUGGUUAACGCGGUCAAGAAUUUGGCCCCGCUGGGUCGGCUUGCCCUAACGGAAGAGACUGCCGAUGCUGUCCUGUACCUGUGUAGCCCUAGAUCUAGCUAUGUGAACGGCUGCGGACUUGUCAUGGAUGGGGGAACGACGGUCCUUGAGCCCACCAAGGCAAGCAUCGGCUACGCCAACCACGACUUCCCCAUUGCCGGGCUCAGGCGUGUUCAGCGCAAUAUCACGACCUUUGAUAAGGAGGGGAAAUCUGUCUUCCUCAGCGCCGAUGGCGGAGAUCACCAGCAUGUCAUGGGUGAUAAACAAGCCAUUCAAAUGAUCAUGUACUCAACACGAGAGACGCCUGUCAAUCUCAAUGGCGAUGUCGACGUUGAGAAAGCUGCUGAAAAGAGGCCUCCUGUCUUUUAUCCCAACGGGACAGUCCUUCGCAUGAUUGAUUUUGCUCCUGAUGUUGAAGGCCCCAUGCACCGAGUCAUGGCGUUGGUCUACGGUGUUAUUCUAGAAGGGAUCUUUGAGCUAACUCUAGACUCGGGAGAGAAGAAGAUCCUGCGGGAAGGAGACAUCAUCGUCCAGCGAGCGGCUGCUCACAAAUGGAAAAAUAUCACCGGCAAUGGCACUAUGCCGGGUCGUAUGCUGUAUAUGCUCCUUGAUAUCGAGGAUUACUACUUUAACGAGAAUAAGGUGGAAGGUUACAUGGGCGCUUUGGCUAAGGAGCAUGAGAAUGAGGGCCGGGUGCCAAGCAAGUAG